GCCACAGCAGCUGAGCUUCCAAAUUCUGGAACCACAAGAAAGGCCAGUCUCUCUUCAGCAUGGGAUCUUCUGGACUUUUGAGCCUCUUGGUGCUAUUCAUCUUCUUAGUGAAUGUCCAGGGACCUGGUCUGACUGAUUGGUUAUUUGCCAAGAGAUGUCCCAGAAUCAAAGAAGAAUGUGCAUUCAAAGAAAGGGAUGUGUGUACAAAGGACAGACAAUGCCAGGACAACAAGAAGUGUUGUGUCUUCAGCUGUGGAAAAAAAUGUUUUGAUGUCACACAAGAUGUAUGCGAAAUGCCAAAGGAAACUGGUCCCUGCAUGGCUUUUUUCCGUCGUUGGUGGUAUGACAAGAAAAAUGAUACUUGCUCCAUCUUUAUCUAUGGCGGCUGCCAGGGAAACAAUAACAACUUCCAAUCCAAAACCAACUGCCUGAACACCUGCAAGAAAAAACGUUCAUGUCCCAAAAUCCGAGUGAGAUGCCCAAUGGAUGAAAUAGAUCAGUGUACCCAACACAGCGAAUGCCCGAAAGACAUGAAGUGUUGCAUGUACAGCUGUGGAAAUAAAUGUGUAGCUCUCAAAGAAGGUAACUCAGAUACUUUCUGAAUUACCCAAUGUCCUCAUCUCCUGCCCCCACCUGCACUGCACUAACUCUCCUGGUUCACUGAUGGCUGGUCUCUGACCAAGAGUCUAGGUAUGUCUUCUACUUGACACAAAUCUAUCAGUCCUGGACUUGGGAGACAUGGAUUUUGUUUCAUUUCUUCCCCUAUUUUGGUAUGUGAUGUGAACAAUGUAGUUUUCCUUUCUGGGCCUCAGUUUUCCUAUCCAUAGGACAGGUGUUGAUAUUGGACCACAUGGUCUCUUGGCUACUCUUCAGUGAUUCUCGAGAUGCCAAGUAGUCACUGAAGUCUCAUCAAAUGCCAACAUUGUGUCAGGUUAUAUGUUAGCUAUACGAGAUAAGUGUAUAAUAUGUAUUUCCUGGUUUUUUUCUCCAGGCUUCUCUGUCUAUAUAAAUCCAGGAUGCCCUCCUUGACCACCUUAGACUGCCCACACUCUUUCUUCUCUGCCCAUAUUAUUGGGCUCUAAAGAAGACGAUCAAGGACUAUUCAUCCAUUGUAUUCAUUCAACAAAUAUUGAUUGGUUUCCUGACACCUGUGAUGAGUUCCACUUGCUCAUUGUGGCCAGGAAGAUCAGAAAAGGUUUUUCUGGGAAAGGGGUCCAUGAUUUAAGAUCUGAAAGAUGAGUACUUAGACCAAAAAAAUGGGACGAAAUAGCCUUUCAGGCACAGGUAAUAGCAUGUGCAAGGCUCUGUGGCAAGAGGCAGCAUGUUCAGGCCUAGAAAGACUGGAAAGCAGAGAGUGAGGAAGAGAUGAGGAAGCUGGUGGUGUAUAUUCAGGGCAACUUGAAUCUGCACACCUAGGCGACCAUCCUCAAGUUUUGGGCUCAAAUAAACUCUCUACUUAAU
Molecule: messenger RNA, 1461 nt
Organism: Sapajus apella (tufted capuchin)
Lineage: Eukaryota; Metazoa; Chordata; Mammalia; Primates; Cebidae
Product: eppin
Exons: 4
Coding region: 60-602 (180 amino acids)
Biological process (GO): negative regulation of peptidase activity
Cellular component (GO): extracellular region
Molecular function (GO): serine-type endopeptidase inhibitor activity
Source: RefSeq, a predicted model, not a curated record